Molecule: messenger RNA, 827 nt
Organism: Parasteatoda tepidariorum (common house spider)
Lineage: Eukaryota; Metazoa; Arthropoda; Arachnida; Araneae; Theridiidae
Source: RefSeq, a predicted model, not a curated record
GCGAAACUUAUGAUUUCAUUGAACAUGCUUUUUACUUUUCAAAGUUACAUUGCGAUGACAGAAGUUUUCGGUAGUGGUAUUCUUUAGCGAUUUGCGAUGUUCCAAUUUCGAGUAUUAAAAUUUGCUUGAAUCCAGAUAAUUUUAUAAUUUCUUUGUAGAAUUUUUAUGAAUUCUCUAUUGGGUAUAAUACUAUUAAUCACGUAAUAAGUGAAGAUGGCAAUUUUAUCUACAAUUUAAUUUUAAAUUAAUAUAUUCUUAUUAAUAGUGUUAUAAAGUGAAACUAUAUUCUAAUUAGUAGUGUUAUAAAGUAAAAUUGUUCUUUAUUAAAUUGUGAAGAUCUUUUUUUUCUUUGAAAAAAAUUGUGUUUAUCAUUGGAAAAUUUGGAUGAACUUGGAACUCCUAGUAGUAUUGCAAUUAAAUAGAAAUGAAUUUACCAAUUAACCCAAAGCCUUUUUUAAAUAGUCUUACUGGAAAACCAGUUUUUGUAAAGCUCAAAUGGGGAAUGGAAUAUAAAGGUUACCUUGUGUCAGUUGAUGGCUAUAUGAAUUUACAGCUUGCUAAUACUGAGGAAUUCAUUGAUGGGGCAAAUAAAGGAAAUCUGGGUGAAGUUCUUAUUCGAUGCAAUAACAUUUUGUACAUUCGUGGUGUGGAUGAAGAAGAAGAAGAUGGAGAAAUGAAGGAAUAAUACCAUUUUUUAUGUAACUUAUCGCUUUUUGUACAGAGUAAUUCAUUGGUACAACACUGUAAAUUCUAUAACACAUGUAAUCUUUUGAUACUGAAAAACUGUAGUCUUGUCAUUAAAUUUUAUUGAUAUAAAUAUCAAAAAA